UGUGUGCAGGAGAGGGCCCGCCCGGGCCCGGCCAGGCCCGCGUCGCCAUGGCGACAGCGCCGGCAGCUGCCAUGGCGGAGAAGGAGAGCGCCGAGGAUGGCAUAGUACCUGAAAUUGAGAAAAGGAUUAGAGAAGCUUUUGAGGUGUUUGACCGGGAAAGCAAUAAAACUGUGGAUGCCAGAGAUAUUGGUUGCAUUGUCAGGUCACUGGGUUGCUUCCCAAGUGAGGCAGAACUACGUGAACUGCUUGCAAAGUUAGUAGAAGAAGAAGAAGAUGAAGAAGCAACCAGAUUCAUUCAUAUGGAAAAAUUUCUUCCAGUGAUGACAAAAGUACUACUUGACAGAAGCUACUGGCCUAUUCGAGAAGAUGUUCUUCUACAUGCAUUUGAGGCUUUGGAUGAGAAUAAAUGUGGAUAUAUUACUAAAGAGGACCUGGUCAAAUAUUUGACUGAAGAAGGUGAGCCCUUUACUGAGGAAGAAAUGGAGGAAAUGCUCUCCAUUGCUCUAGAUCCAGAAACAGAUACUCUUCACUACAGAGACUACCUUUCAAAGUUGGUAGUAGAUGAAGCUAAGAUCUUCCCCUUUCAUGUUUGAGAUGCCUUUUGGUAACAAGAGUGAGCUUGGCACAUAGUUGAAAUAUGUAUUUUAAAGUAUAACAAAUCUCAGCUUGUGACUUGCUGCUUAUAAUUAAAAUAAAAUCUGUGAAGUUAUA
Messenger RNA from Chiroxiphia lanceolata (lance-tailed manakin), 711 nucleotides. It is a transcript of the gene EFCAB2, whose product is annotated as EF-hand calcium binding domain 2. Lineage: Eukaryota; Metazoa; Chordata; Aves; Passeriformes; Pipridae. The transcript has 7 exons. The record is from RefSeq and is a predicted model, not a curated record. Bases 48 to 593 code for a protein of 181 amino acids. Gene Ontology annotation, molecular function: calcium ion binding.